AACCUGUGGUCACAUGCUCUAAGUCGUUCAUGAAUCAUUUUAUCAUAAAUGUACAUAAGUAUCUAUGUUAUGUAUAUAAAUAUCUCCGAUUCUAUCGACAUUGUAGCUAAACUUUUGACGUGACACUAGCAACAAAGUAUAUACCAUGGAAACCUUGACCAUUUUUGGACAAAAAUGUGGAACUCAAGUCUCUCUUCUUUCUCCAAGUGCGGUGAGCAAACUCUCUCGCUUUCCACUGACAUCAUUUGCUCGUAAACCUACAAAGCAGGUUUGUUUGAAGACUACGGAUUGUGACCUUGAUGAAAGUAAGCGUACGUUUAACAAGUUUCCACGUUCUGACUGGGGUGAUCAUUUCCUUCGUCUUCCCAUCAAUGUCUCAGAUAUGGAUACGCUUACAAGAGAGAUGAACGCACUAAAGCCUACAAUAAGGAAGAUGCUCAUGUAUUCACAAGACGUGGAGGAGACAAAGAAGAGAAUUCUUCUAAUCUAUUUGCUGGUCGCACUUGGUGUGGCAUACCACUUUGAGGAUGAGAUAGAUGAUAAUCUGAAACACAGCUUCGAAAAGAUAGAGACCAUUAUGGCCGGUGAAAUUGACUUGUCGACAGUUUCGGUCAUGUUUUGGGUUUUAGGACAUAUGGAUAUAACUUGUCUUCUGGUAAGGAAUGUGUUUAGGAGAUUUAAAGGGAAAGAUGGGAAGUUUGAAAAAUGUCUUAAAGAAGAUGUCAAAGGUCUGCUAAUUUUGUAUGAAGCCACACAAUUGGGUACAAGCACUGAGGAUAUUUUGGACGAAGCGAUGAGCUUCGCGUCGAGCCACUUGGAGUGUUUAUUAGCAGGUGGAACGUGCCCGCCUCAUAUCUCAAGGCUUAUACGAAAUGCACUUUACAUGCCUCAGCACCACAAUUGUGAAAUAUUAUUCGCAAGCGAAUACAUUUGGUUCUAUGAACAAGAAGAUGUUCACAACAAAGUCCUACUUGAGUUCGCCAAGCUCAAUUUCAAGUUCCUUCAACUCCAUUGGAUUCAUGAGCUGAAAAUUCUCACCAAAUGGUGGAAUGACCAAGAUCUUUUAUCUAAGCUCCCACCUUACUUUAGAGACAGACUGGUGGAGUGCCAUUUAUAUGGAGUGAUUAUGUAUUUCGAGCCAAAAUAUUCAUUUGGCAGAAUCAUAUUGGCUAAGUUACUGGUGCUCUUGACCGUUGUCGAUGACACGUGUGAUAGAUAUGGUUCUGUUCCUGAGGUUGCAAAGCUUCUUGAUUGCGUCGAAAGAUGGGAUCCAGAUCUUGGGGAGAGUCUGCCAGAUUAUAUGAAAACCGUCUUCAAGUUUACUUUGGACGUUUUUGAAGAUUGUGAACGAGCGGGGAGGUGUGAAGAAGGACAAAGCUUCAAUGUGGAAGGUGCAUUAGCUGAGUUCAAGAUACUCCAGCGAACCCAUCUUAGCUUUGCUGAGUGGGCAGCGGCAGAAAAGGUGCCAACAGUUGAAGAGUAUUUGGAGGUUGGGGGCGUGGGGGUCACAAUGUAUGCAACUAUAGCAUUGGGUUUUCUCGGGUUGGGACCGAGGGCUAGGGAACAAGGUUAUGAGUGGCUAAAAUCUAGACCAAAACUCGUUCAUGAUUUGGCAACAAAGGGUCGUCUGAUGAAUGACAUGGGAGGCUUCAAGGAUGACAUUGGAAGAGGUUUUAUCGCAAACGCAGUCAACUAUUAUAUGAAGGAAUAUGGAGCUACCGAAGAGGAAACAUAUAAGGAGUUUCAUAAAAUAGUUAGAGACCUGGAGAAGUCGGUGAACUCGGAGUUCUUGAAGAUAAAUAAAGGAGUGCCUCGCGAGAUCCUAUCGCGAGCCAUUAAUUGUGGGAAAAUGAUCGAUGUUACCUACAGAUCCGGUGACGGGUACACUCGGCCCAAAGGAAAAUUCACAGAGUAUGUCGAAUCAUUGUUUGUCGACCACAUGGAUGCGUCUUUGAAACACUUGGUUCCACUCUAGCUCCUGUGAUGCACCAUGCAUCUUCUUCUACCUUAUGAGCUUUAUUGAACAUGUAAUAUGCACAUCUAAUUUUGUAAGUAUGUAAGUUCCCA
Arabidopsis lyrata subsp. lyrata is the source of this 2067-nucleotide messenger RNA. RefSeq names its product putative terpenoid synthase 5. The record is from RefSeq and is a predicted model, not a curated record. Gene Ontology annotation, biological process: diterpenoid biosynthetic process. Gene Ontology annotation, molecular function: terpene synthase activity; magnesium ion binding. Lineage: Eukaryota; Viridiplantae; Streptophyta; Magnoliopsida; Brassicales; Brassicaceae.